Messenger RNA from Microdochium trichocladiopsis, 1829 nucleotides. Its product is annotated as ribose-phosphate pyrophosphokinase 5. Bases 287 to 1585 code for a protein of 432 amino acids. Gene Ontology annotation, biological process: purine nucleotide biosynthetic process; 5-phosphoribose 1-diphosphate biosynthetic process. Lineage: Eukaryota; Fungi; Ascomycota; Sordariomycetes; Xylariales; Microdochiaceae. Gene Ontology annotation, cellular component: ribose phosphate diphosphokinase complex; cytoplasm. The record is from RefSeq and is a predicted model, not a curated record. The transcript has 4 exons. Gene Ontology annotation, molecular function: magnesium ion binding; ribose phosphate diphosphokinase activity.
CGCGCUCCCCACGAUCACCACUGCGCCCUCUCCCGUCUGCCACUGCCUCGCAUCUCGCUGUUUCGUCUUGCCGCCCGCCUCUGGUUUCCUCACUGCGCAGACGUCCACGCCUUCGGCUGCCUUGCGUGCUGCUCGUCGCUGAUAAAAUACCUCUCUUUGCCAGGGCUUUAGCCCGCAGCCUCUCCCCCUCUCCGUCCCUCUCGGCUCAGCGCAAGCGCUUCAGAAGCUUCUUGCCCCGGCAGCGUGCCACACCCAACCUUCCACAGCGACCACUCAACCCGUCACAAUGGUUCGCAACAUUGUUGUCCUGUCGGGCAACUCACACCCGCAGCUCGCCGACAGCAUAUGUAAUAUGCUCAGUAUCCCCCAAGGAAACCGCAUUCUUGGCAAGUUCUCCGUCGGCGAGACGCGCUGCGAAAUCAAGGAUUCCGUCCGCGGCAAGGAUGUCUUCAUCAUCCAGUCAGGCGGCGGUUCUGUCAACGACCACCUCAUGGAACUCUGCAUCAUGAUCUCUGCAUGCAAGACAGGCUCCGCGAAGCGAGUCACCGCCGUGCUUCCGCUUUUCCCUUACUCCAGGCAACCCGAUCUCCCAUACAACAAGAUCGGUGCCCCGCUCUCAAAGUCGCCCAACGAUGCGCCCCGUGACCACUACACCUUCGAGAGCGUGCCUGCCACACCAGGCCCCGGCGUUGCCAAGAGUGCCGGCCUGAACAACGUAGACCUGGCAAAGGCUCUCAGCAGGGCUACCUCGACCAACGGCAUUGCGUCGCCACGUGCAACCUCGAACCCAUUCAAUGCUCAGCCGGCCAACGGCGAAUCGGCUCACGCUGUCAACGGCAACCAACACUCCGAUAAGGGCAAAUUCACGACUCACGACUACGAGAACCCCUCUGUACUGUCCGCGUUCCAGGCCAAGCCUGGCUACAAGCGUUGGGUUGCGCAAGCUGGCACGUUGGUUGCCGACUUGUUGACUUGCGCUGGUGCUGAUCACGUGGUCGCCCUGGAUCUUCACGAUGCACAAUACCAAGGGUUCUUUGACAUUCCCAUGGACAACCUGUACGGCCGGCCGCUGCUCAAGCGCUACAUUCAGCAAAACAUUCGCGACUAUAAGGAUGCCGUGAUUGUGAGCCCUGACGCAGGUGGUGCCAAGCGGGCCACAGCCAUUGCCGACAGCCUGGGCAUGGAGUUUGCCCUGAUUCACAAGGAACGGCGCCCGACGAAAAUCACCGACAGACAGAACGCGACGAUGAUGCUCGUCGGCAACGUUGCUGAUCGUGUCUGUGUGCUGAUUGACGAUCUCGCCGAUACCGCAAACACCAUUACCCGCGCAGCCAAGCUUCUGCGGAAAGAGGGUGCCACGGCCGUCUUUGCCCUGUUGACCCACGGAGUCUUCAGCGGCGAUGCCCUGGCGCGCAUCAACGCCUCGGCCAUCGACAGGAUCAUCGUGACCAACUCGGUUCCGCAAGAGGAGAACAAGAAGAUCUGCCCGAAACUCGAGGUACUCGAUGUUUCACCGAUCUUUGCAGAGUCGAUCAGGCGUAUUCACCACGGUGAAUCGAUCAGCGUGCUAUUCCAAUACGACUGAUUGGAGUUUUGUUGCUGGCACUGUCAGUGUGUUUGAUGGUCAGGCGCGGACCCCGGACGAGGUUCUCCACAGAGUGCGUUGCGUCGUGGUGAUAUCUGAGCUACGGGUUUCAGGCUUGCGCUGUAGACACAUUCUGGCGUACAGUUGGCCAAGGUAGGACAAGUUCGUUCAUUCUCGGGGCCCGUGAGCUUUUGUUUCUGGAUAACGAAAGUGCUUUUUUAUCCUUUGCUUUCUUCAUCGGCGC